Molecule: messenger RNA, 897 nt
Organism: Cadophora gregata
Lineage: Eukaryota; Fungi; Ascomycota; Leotiomycetes; Helotiales; Ploettnerulaceae
Gene: TVP23
Product: Golgi apparatus membrane protein tvp23
Exons: 4
Coding region: 113-688 (191 amino acids)
Biological process (GO): protein secretion; vesicle-mediated transport
Cellular component (GO): Golgi membrane
Source: RefSeq, a predicted model, not a curated record
CUUGGCAAACAGGGGGUCAAGCUACUGUAGCUUCUUCGAGUCAAGACAAGCAGCAGUACGCGGCUCUUCACUUCAAUAUCCCUCGCAUUCAACAAGUCAACAACGACCAACGAUGGAAGCAAAUCAAGAGCCGCAGGGCUCGCUGAGCUGGAGAUUAUCCUCACAUCCUAUUACGCUACUGUGUUUCCUCGGGUUCCGGAUCUCGAGUUUACUGGUGUAUUUGUUUGGACUGCUCUUCACCAAGAACUUCGUCCUAAUCUUCAUUAUCACCAUUCUCCUCCUCGCAGCCGACUUCUAUUACCUCAAGAACAUCGCUGGGCGGCGCCUCGUCGGCCUUCGGUGGUGGAACGAAGUCGAUGCGCAGACGGGGGAUUCGCAUUGGGUAUUCGAGUCGUCGGACCCUUCAGUCAAAGUUAUAAAUGCAACCGAUAGCCGCUUCUUCUGGAUCGCACUGUACUCGCAGCCGUUGCUUUGGGUGGCGCUGGCGUUCGUGGCUAUUUUCAGCUUUGAAUUUAUUUGGUUGACGUUGGUUGCUAUUGCGCUCAGUUUGACAAUCACAAAUACCCUGGCUUUCUCGAGAUGUGACAAGUUCGGCCAGGCAUCGAAUAUGGCUGGUAGUGCCAUGUAUUCUGGAGGAAUUGCUGGGAAUUUGGCGAGUGGCAUGAUUGGAAGGUUCUUUUCCAGGUGAUUUCUUGAUGAUGAGAGUUUGAGCAAUGGGAAGGAGGGUGUAUGAUACUUGUGACAACAGGCGAGUGUACUUCCAAGGAAUCGGUCGGGUUCUUAGAGUUAAGUUCAACAACGGGUAUGCGAGCUCUUUUUUUAUGAUACCGAAGGACUGCAGUCUUCAAAUUAAGCAUCACUUGAAUGUCAAUACACUGCUGCGUGCUGUUGAGCUCG